Molecule: messenger RNA, 1953 nt
Organism: Rotaria sp. Silwood2
Lineage: Eukaryota; Metazoa; Rotifera; Eurotatoria; Philodinida; Philodinidae
Source: the annotation of a GenBank genome assembly
AUGGCAACUACAAUAUUUCAUGAUGAAAGUCUUGUGGAAAGAAAUGAAGUUUUCUUUCCAAACACCGAUAUAAUUGAUGUAGAACCACAUUAUAAUAAUUUUACAGUCAUUCAAAAUGCAUCACAAUACAAUAAUGAACGAAAACAAACAAAUGUAACAACUCAUUAUCGGAGUCAUUCAAUUGAUGAUCAAUAUCGAGCAAUUCGUACUCAAAUCGAACCAUCUUCAUUACGUCAAUUUCAUUCUAAUCAAAUACUUGAUAUAAAUAGUCAAAAUUCAUUAAAUUCUUAUGCUGUUCCUAUAAGUAUUCAAUCGAAACAAAUCGAUGGACAUAUAUUUAAUUUAACUAAAAUCAUUGAAAAUAUUGGUUAUAAUGUAAAUAGUCCAUUUAUACGUUCUCCAUCAAAUUCAAAUACAAAAAAUGUUAGUGCUUUAUUAGAUAUCGUAUUAAAAAUGGGAGGCGCACAUGGACCACUUGUUAAUGUUUGGCGUUCGCACGUGAAUAAUGAUUAUUUUCAAAGAUGGUAUCUUGAAAAAUAUUAUCGACGUUCUGCAUCAUUGAAUCAACAUAAUACCAUAAAUAAUAUAAAUAAAGCAACGACGCAAUAUGCCCAAAAUCGUGACUAUAAAUCGAAUUUACUUAUUGAUAAUUCAGUUUCAAGUAACAUAUUACCAAUGAAACAAGUAAUGAAUGAAAAUUAUUAUCAAAAUGAUAUUCAACAAGCUUACGGCUAUGGCUAUGAUCAAAUGAAUACAAUGAAUACAACAUCAAAUCAGUCUUCAUCAAAUGUAAUAGAAUCAAAAAAUGAUUCUUCUUCUAAUCAACUGGCACGAUCAUCAUCAUCAUCGUCAAUAACAUCAAUUCUUAAAAAACCUAAUAGUCAAAAUAAUGGAAAUUCACAAACAAAACCUCGUGUUACUAUUCGUGAACAAUAUCCAACGAAUGAAUUCAAUCAAGUAGUAUCAGCACAACAAGUAAGUGAUGAGGAUAAACGUAUUUUAGCGGAAUAUCAACAAAUUAUGCAAACUCGUCCUGAUUUAAACAAUGAUCCAAAUCCUCAAAUGAUUACAAAACCAAAUUCAGAUCAAAUAACUUAUCAACAAAAUGUUUCUGUUCGAUAUCUUGUUCCACCAACACCUCCUCCGCCUGGACCAUUAAUUAUUCGAGAAAUUGUUCCUCCACGUGCACCAACACCUCCUCCAGUCGUAAUCAAAUAUCAAGAACCAUCACCACCAACUCCUCCACCUCUUAUUCUUCGUGAAGCUCCACCACCACCACCUCCACAACAAGAACCAACAAUUAUAACUAAAAUGUUACCUCCUGAACCCCCAUCAGCACCACGUGUUAUUGUCGAACAUAAUCCACCAUUACCUGCAAAACCUCAACCAAUUAUUAUUGAAAAAUGGCUACCUUAUAAACCAGCACCACCACGUGAAGUUAUUUAUGAACGUGUUGUCGAAAAUCCGACUACAACUGAAUUUCAAACAGCUGCUAUGCAUACUCAACGACAACGUCGUCAUUCUGCUGACUUUCAGUCAGAUUCAUCACGUAUACCAAUAGAAGUUAAUGUUCAACGACGAAAUUCUGUUGAUCAUUUAGACAAAGAAUAUAUUAUUCAACAAUCAUCAGGAACAUUGGAUGAAUUAGCAUGGAGAACACAGCAACAAAUGUUAGCUUUACAACAACAUGGUAGAGAACACUUACAAGCACAUCAACAAUGGGCAGCAAAUCUAUGGCAACAACAUUCAAAUAGAUUUUUACAAUAUCCAACUCAAUUAACAGCACCACCUUUAGUUGUUUAUCAACAACCUGUUCCAAUAAAUACAGCUGCAUAUGUGCAAAGACAACAAUAUCAUCAUCAACAAAGACAAGCAUAUCAUCAUCAACACAGACAUGAAUAUCAUCAUCAACACAUGCAAUAUAAUCCAACAUACGUUUAUCCUUAUAUUUAA